Kockovaella imperatae is the source of this 1082-nucleotide messenger RNA. RefSeq lists its product as hypothetical. Bases 177 to 986 code for a protein of 269 amino acids. The transcript is spliced from 3 exons. The record is from RefSeq and is a predicted model, not a curated record. Lineage: Eukaryota; Fungi; Basidiomycota; Tremellomycetes; Tremellales; Cuniculitremaceae.
UACAGAGGAUGGAACAAGAAGAAGGGGGGAGGUUCGAGGGUUUGUGAGCAAAGAGGCUUCAGCGACCGUGGGAAAAUAUUCCAACCAAGUUCUAUCCCAUGUACUAGCUUUGAACCUGCCCCUCCCUCCAUCCAUCUUAGCCCCGAACUCAACGAGGUCCAAUAAGAACGGGAAAGAUGGCGAGAGGAUCCGAUCCAUUCUUCUCUACUGCAGGGGAAGCAGGUCCGUCCAGGCGUUCUUCACACAUUCAGCGAGCUCAACGCGAACGACCACCUGGGAGAACAGAACGUGUAGGAGCUCGUUCGGCAACACCUGCUUAUUCGUCACGGGGACGAAACAGAAAGGGCUACAAGGGGAAGGCUGGAACAGCAGCAGACGGAGCGAAAGCUGGAUCCGAGCAUAGGAAGAAGAGAAGUAGUGCUUUCAACGUUGGACCUGCGCACGCGCCGAAGAAUGCGUAUCUAGGCAAAGCGAAGAAGAUCAAAGCCGACCUCAUCAUGAAGUCUAAAAUCAAACGCGAGUACGCCAAAGUGCUCAAAGCAGAGGGUAUGGAGUCCGAUCGUCUCAAACCGAGAGGGAGGAAGGGUGAGAGUCAGUCCACCGCCGACCCUCCGAAGAAUCCACCUGUGCUCCCUUCACAAUCACCUCCUCUCCUUCCUGGAUCCUCUCCGACCCUUGAUGAAGCUGCGUUCCCCGCUCCUGGUCGACCAUCUCAGCGUCAACGAGCCACGCAAAAGCCGUUGGCUGACAAAACGCGGGCGCUAAGGCCCCAGGAUAUCGGCCAUCCUAUGCCUCAGACAAGUCUGCGAGAACUGAAGAAGGAGGCGUACAGCAAAUUUCACAGACCUGCCAAUCGAUCCGGCGCUACCCCGACUGGGGCGGGUGUUAUGGGACAUGGACGACGAGGAGGAUCGCAGCCGAAUCUUGGGGCGAGGAUGGGCGUACUACUUGAGAAGAUCAAAAGGGAUAAGGCGGCUGCUAAUUAGGGAGGAAAAAGCACGACCGAUGCGGAUCUGCAUAAUGCUUUGACGAUUUGUAAUGUUGGAUUGCAAUAAUGAACCUGUGCAUCUUUCGCCUCAGAC